AUGGCGUCUGGCAGAGGCAUCAGGGAUUGGCUCCCUCUGAUUCGUCGCCGAUCAAGAAGUGCCCUCCAGAAGCGCAAAAGGGGCAGCUCUGAUGCGCCAGUACACACGUCGGCGUUGGCGCUCGCACUUCUGCUCCUUAUGUCGGGCAUCCAAUCGCCUCAAGUGGUCCUUGGCCAGACGUGUGGCGUCUUCUCGUGCAGCGGUCCAGGACUGACCUGCUGCGAGGGGGUCUUCUGCUUCAAUUCUGCAAACGGUGGCUUCUGCUGCGGCAGAACUGCCUGCGUUUCCGGAAGUAUAUGCUGUAGCGAUCCAGCCACCGGUGACCAUCAUUGCUGCCGGGGGGAUUACCAGUGCUGUGCGGGGGGCUGCUGCACCAAUUACGAGACGACCGGUGACGUCUGUCACGUGGAUGCCAAUGGUUUCGGUACAUGCCGAACCGUCUGCUCCACAUUCCCUGUGGUCACAACCUUCUGCAGCCUGGGGCCUGAAUCCAACCCCGCGCAAAACUGCUGCGGUCCCCACCAAAAGUGCUGCAAGGGGUCGGGCCACUGCUGCGACUCCGAUUGCGCUGAUAGGAAUGGCAUCUUAAUCUGUCCUGACAGUGUCUACGGAGAUCCUCACAUCUCGCUGUCUAGCUUGAUUGACCUUGAGAAGCAUCCCGACGUUGAGGACUUCUCUUUUGACUUCCAUGGUGAAGCCAACAAGACUUACUGCAUGAUAUCCGACCAUCUUUUUGCUGUUACCGUUCGCAUGUUUGGCCUCUCAGCGGACGUUGAGAUACUUGAGCGUCCAGUAGAGGACCCCACAAGGUUCUUUGAGGGCACCUGGAUUGACGGAAUUGGGUUCAUGUACAUCAACUGGAGUGGAGAAGAAAGGAGGGUCGAAGUCCUCCUGAACCACGAUUCGGACAGCUUUGGAGACGCCGAGCCUUUCUCUGCCAGUCUGGAUGGCUUCCGCAUCCCCAUCAGUAUCCAUGACGGACCUGAGUUUCUUUGGACCAGCCCCGACGGCAUGGUCAAGAUCAGCCCCCAUUGUACUCGAGGAAGUGCUCUUUCAAUCUCUGUCGGCGAAUCACUGGACAUGGAUAUCUUCCGGGAGUUUGAAGACGAGAUCAUCACUGAGCCACCCGUGCAGUUCCUGAACUUCGAGAUCCGUCAUGCUGCAACCACUGAUUUUGUGCACGGGUUUUUGGGUCAGAUGUACGCUCCUGGAGCGGUUGAGGAGCGGCUGGCUAUGGGCACCCUCGAGGGGUUUCUCCACCGCGAGUACGUCGAAGGUGCGGACGAAGACUACGAGACGUCCAGCCUCACCUCGUCGGACUGCGCCUUCGACCGCUUUGGAAAGGACCUGUCAAAAGCUUCCGGCUUCUCCGCCGUCAACUUCGGAAGGCGUCUCCUGACGCCAUCUGUCUCGGACCGUUUGCCAGUGAACUGCAAGGUCCUGGACAAAGGGCGGAAAUUCACGUGCGCCUGA
This is a messenger RNA of Klebsormidium nitens, 1473 nucleotides long. The record is from the annotation of a GenBank genome assembly. Lineage: Eukaryota; Viridiplantae; Streptophyta; Klebsormidiophyceae; Klebsormidiales; Klebsormidiaceae.